Molecule: messenger RNA, 1058 nt
Organism: Galendromus occidentalis (western predatory mite)
Lineage: Eukaryota; Metazoa; Arthropoda; Arachnida; Mesostigmata; Phytoseiidae
Product: Kv channel-interacting protein 1
Exons: 7
Coding region: 108-1058 (316 amino acids)
Molecular function (GO): calcium ion binding
Source: RefSeq, a predicted model, not a curated record
AACUGCCCAAACCCCAGCGAGCUCUACACCUGCAACGUAGCCUGCGAUAGGUCACCCGCUUGCUUCAAUCAACCACACCGUCCCCGCUUGUAGUGAAUGGGCAGGGAAUGCCCGUGGCCUGCGAUCCGUCUUUCAGUCGACCCGGGGGCUCGGAGUCGCUGAACAAAAAGACAGAUUCGAGCAGUAGCAGGAAGACAUCCGAGGUGUCCUCCCCACAAAGUCCCGAUGGCGGAGCGAACCAAGUGAAUUCAGACGGCAACUCGACGUCGAGCGCUUCAAUGGCUCCAGGUCACCAGCAGUCGACGACAGCGACGACAACAGCGACGACGACAACCCCGACAUCAACAGCAACAACAACAACAACGGCAGCUACCGCACACACCCGACUAACUUCAUCCGUGCUGCGAGCUUACCAUCGACUCUUUAAGAGCUUCCGCAAAGCAUGGACCGGCGUGCGCUUCGACGAUGAAGUCGAGGCGAUCCCCCUCCCCGCACCUCGCCACCAACCUGAUCGCAUCGGGGACCUGCUCAAGAGGACCAAGUUUAACCGCAGUGAACUUAAGGUUAUGUACCAAGGCUUCAAACAGGUUUGUCCUAGCGGGCUUGUCGACGAAAAUACUUUCCGGGAUAUCUACGCUCAAUUCUUCCCCCAAGGAGACGCAACUCUGUACGCGCACUAUCUAUUUCUGGCGUUUGAUCAAGACCACAAUGGGACGGUUACUUUCCAUGACUUCGUCACUGGCUUGUCUGCCCUUUCGCGAGGGUCACCGCUGGAGAAGCUCCGAUGGACGUUCAAUUUGUACGACAUCAACGGAGACGGUUGCAUCACCAGAGACGAAAUGAUGGAAAUCAUACACUCAGUGUAUUCCCUGAAUGCAGACAACUCGCCCGAGGGACCGAACGGCACCAACGAGGUUCCACAACAACACGCUAACAGGGUUUUCCAGAAACUUGACGCCAACAAUGACGGCAUCGUCACCUUCGAUGAGUUCGUGUCAACCUGCUUGAGCGAUCAGAACAUAAUCAAGUCGCUCUCCAUCCUCGACACCGUCCUCUAA